Nothobranchius furzeri (turquoise killifish) is the source of this 2698-nucleotide messenger RNA. Lineage: Eukaryota; Metazoa; Chordata; Actinopteri; Cyprinodontiformes; Nothobranchiidae. The record is from RefSeq and is a predicted model, not a curated record.
AAGUGGGCCCAUUCACCGGUUCUGAUCUGCACAAGCGCGCAAAAAGGAGGAGGAUGGAGGUGGAGAAACAAAGAGGGGACCCUUUAGUUUGGCGAGCAUCACUGACAAGCUGGUCGAUUAACUGUGAUGCCCCCCUCCACACCUCCUCUGCCGCCCCCACACAGCGGGACUGGACAUCCAUGUGGGCUCUGAUCGCCGUGACACAUCACCGCCUCUGAACCAGCCCCUCGGGUUCGGGGCUCGCCCCUCCUGUCCAGCACCAAUCUGAGCCGGGUAGAAAGAGGGGGCGGGAAGGUUAGUUUGAAGAGGGCAGCGCUUUUGCGGGAGCACGCUAAUUACCCAAAAUUUCCACCAAAACAAAACAGCAACACAAAGAUCCAGCGGAUAACAGCUGAGGGAGAAAUCAGAAGCUCAUUAACUCCUGGGAAGCCAAAGGCGGAAGCGAGAAGAAACAGUGGGGACGCAAGCAUCUCUGCUGCUGGAGCCUCCAGUCUGAACCAACAUGGCAGCUGUAAUCCGGAAAGCUAAAUCACAGGACCUGAGCUUGUGGGUCUUUCUCCUUCUCCUCAACCUUCUCCCUGAAUCCAGCAGGGCAGUGGUCGGCCACAAAGAGCCGCUGCCUGAUGACAGCAGAGACAACAUCACCAUUUUUACCCGAAUCCUCGACAGGCUGUUGGAUGGAUACGACAACAGGCUGCGUCCUGGACUGGGAGAAACUGUGACAGAAGUGAGGACCAACAUCUAUGUGACAAGUUUUGGUCCAGUGUCUGACACAGACAUGGUGAGUAUUUCUUAAGUGCUGCAGAGAAUAUAUAUUAAAGUUAUGAUUACAUUACAUAUUAUUAUUAUUAUUAUUAUUAUUAUUAUUAUUAUUACAGUUGCGAUUGUUUACAUCUUUAGUUUUGAUCAUUUUAUGUGCUGAAUUUUUAAUAUGUUGGUUGGACAACUGAAGCAGAGGCAGAUUAGGAAAUAGCUGAUGUCCAUGGCGGUUAACCCUGUUCAUGUCACUGUGCAGCAAAAACAGUAACUGCAGGGACAAUCCAACCACAGAGCAGUCUUUAUUAGCAGGAAUGAUGACUCUUUAUGACACGGUCUUACAUCACCUAAAGCAUAAAGCACUGAGAUGCUCUGAGUCAAAGUCCGCUCUGUUACUGCAGGAACUUUCUGAGCCCUUGAAUGACCUCUGUUAUACAGACGAUGCUGGACUUUGUCAUGGGACCUCGUUCAACAUUUGGCAUAUUUAAUCAUGCAGCUCUAAUUAACCACCUUGGGCUCUGUUUAUUUUUCUUUAGAUCAGCAUGAAGUUGACUUGACAGCUUGUAUCAUAUAGCAAGAUGAGCACGUUUUGGUCUCACUGGACAACUGCGUCCAAAUGGCUCAAUGCUUGAUUGUCUGAAGUGGCUUGUAUACCUGUUGUAGGACCCUUAGAAACCUCCUGGGACCAUCUUUGGUUGAAUAGUAGUGUUAGGAAAAUACACCAAUGGUUAGAAAUGUCUAGGAGUAUGACUCUAACUUGGGUUAAACCACCAAAUGCUUCCCAAGCGCAGCCACUGCUGCAGCUCACCGCUCCCUACGCGGAUGGGUCAAAUGUGAAGAUGAAUUUCACCAGUGUGUGAUGACUAAUGGGACUAAUGGGAUGGAGUUAAACAACAGAUGGCACAGAUCUGGCCUCUCUUUCAGUCUCAGUCAUCAUGAGCAUGAAUGUGAGAAUAAUUUUGAAUUUAGACUGAUUUUUUUACCUGGGUGAUGAGAUCACACAACAUACAAUUUCAUAGAUCAAAAAAAAAAAGUAGGUUAAAAUGUUUUAGCUUAUUGUGGGCUAUCCCUUUUCCACAAAAGCCAAACCUUCACCCCCACUUUUAUUUGGGUUCAGGGUGCUCUCUUUAACUCUUUUGGCAGAAUUGGUAGAAUAUAUCAAAUAGGUUUGUUUUCUGCACCAAUUCAUUUUUAAAUCAGUCUACAAAUUUUCAUCAGGGAUGAAGUUGGGACUUUGAGAAGAAGCUUGAUGUUAUUUUGUUUAAUCCAAUUAGAAACAAAUUCUGUUGAGUGUUUGGGGUCAUUUUUCUGUUCACACACCUGCAUUGGUUUAAAUUUGAACCACCUGGCUGAUUGUUUCAUGUGAAAUAGAAAGCCUUGAACAGAGCCCUCCUUCAGUAUCACUCCAUCCACUUUGUCCAACAGCAUGAUGCAACCACCACCGUGCUUGACAGUUGAUUCUGUGUUCUUAGCAUUCUCUAGAAACAGAUUCAGGAGAAAUCUUGAAAAUGUAGAUGUCAUAAGAAGGGCUAAUUCAAUGUAUUUUAUUUCAAGAAAAAUUGUGUCUUUGUCACCAUUUUGGAGUGAAAUUCUGGUAAGCCAGUCUUGCCUUUGUAGAAACACAAUAAUCUCAGCCAUCUCUGAGAGUGUUGGCUCACUUGCGUUAUUAUAAUAGUCAGUGCUUUAUCUUUUUCAGGACACAUCACCUUUGGGGUCUUUCAGAGCUCAGUUUUUAGCUCUAGACUUAUUCUUUUCACAUCCUCCACUUGGCAGGAACAUGAAUCAACAGAAAACAGCUUGGGGCAUGCACCGAAUUCCUCUAGUGGUAAUGUUCUGGGCAGUUAACAGAUAGCGAGGACAGUGCAGGUGUAUUCUGUCCACUGUCACAGGCAAAACACAUAAUGUGCAUAUACACACAAACACACACACAGUCAUUUUGCAA